Messenger RNA from Xenia sp. Carnegie-2017, 636 nucleotides. RefSeq names its product brefeldin A-inhibited guanine nucleotide-exchange protein 2-like. The coding region runs from base 208 to 567 and encodes 119 amino acids. NCBI's taxonomy places the organism in Eukaryota, Metazoa, Cnidaria, Anthozoa, Malacalcyonacea, Xeniidae. The record is from RefSeq and is a predicted model, not a curated record. The transcript has 4 exons.
UCCAGCCCUUUUUGAGCUUUUGUGUAUCAUCAACCGAUGUAAACUAGAUGUCAGAACAAGAGGCCUAACCGUGAUGUUUGAAAUCAUAAAAACAUACGGGAACACGUUUCUCCAACAUUGGUGGCGUUAUGCGUUUAAAGUCUUGUUUCGAAUUUUCGGCAACAUGAAACUACCAGACAGACAGAUUGGCAGGAGAAAUCAGAAUAGAUGACAACAACUUGUAAUCACGCUCUAUAUGCUAUCAUCGAUGUUUUUACUCAGUAUUUUGAUAUUCUUGCUGAAAUUCUUCUUGAUGAUAUGUAUGGCCAUCUAGAAUGGUGUGUCAAACAAGAUAACGAGCAGUUAGCGAGGUCUGGUACCAAUUGUUUGGAAAAUCUCGUCAUAUCCAAUGGCAACACGUUCUCCGAAGACGUCUGGGAAAAGACAUGUCAAUGUGUAAAGACGAUAUUUGAAUCAAACGUAUCUCACGAACUAUUGAAAUGGAGACCUGCUGACCAACAAGUAAUGAGUCUACCCACACCCGAUGUCAAACCUGCGUCAUCACCACUCAAGGUAAGUUACACUUAGGGCCUGAUUAUAUGGAGGGGAGUUGGCCCGGAUAGCGAGCUAACCCGAUGAUUUCAAGGGAUUGAAAAG